AGCCCUCCGCCAAAGUGGAACGUUGCGCACUAGAUGGGGGCACCAUCAUCACAUGAGAUGAGGUGGUGACGGGCAGUUUCAGGAUAUCAGAUGCACAGCCGUAUGCCGUCGAUACGGAUACGGACCACGCACAGCCUGGCAAGAAAUGGAGGACUCUGUCCGGGAUGGGGCCGCCUUCUCUGUCCGCCCUGCGACAUCAACAUUAUUUAUAUUCGGCCCUUUUUACGACAGCUUGUAUAGGCGGAAAUGCCUAAUAACUGCCACUUUCUCUCUAAUUUAUGGCCAACUGAUGGCAGAAUGACGGCAAGAUCUCAAUUGAUAGGAUGGAAUAUGCAAGAACAGACGGGAAGACGAGAAUUGAGAAUUAUGAUGGAGAGAGCUU
Molecule: messenger RNA, 382 nt
Organism: Trichoderma atroviride IMI 206040
Lineage: Eukaryota; Fungi; Ascomycota; Sordariomycetes; Hypocreales; Hypocreaceae
Source: RefSeq, a predicted model, not a curated record